This is a messenger RNA of Aspergillus ruber CBS 135680, 1260 nucleotides long. Its product is annotated as glycosyltransferase family 69 protein. The coding region runs from base 1 to 1260 and encodes 419 amino acids. The record is from RefSeq and is a predicted model, not a curated record. The transcript has 3 exons. Lineage: Eukaryota; Fungi; Ascomycota; Eurotiomycetes; Eurotiales; Aspergillaceae.
AUGAUUGUCGACACUCUAUACAAACCCCGGCCCCGGAGAACCCGAAGACCGCGGCUGCCACGCCUUCUCCACGGAUUGAUCUCUCUCUUCCUCAUAUGGAGCGUGAUUGAAACAUAUUCCCUGUCCAACCAUUUCGCCCGGAUCGACAGCACCACUCAAUACCAAGACCGAUCCCAAGACCAUGCUAUUCCCCCCUCGGCACGUAUAUUUAUCGCCAGCAUCCACUGGAACGACGAGGAGGUCCUGCGGAGCCAUUGGAAUAAUGCGAUUCUGGACCUGGUGAAGGCGUUGGGUUCCGACCGGGUGUUUUUGAGUAUCUACGAGAGUGGGAGUUAUGAUAAUACCAAGGGCGCGAUAAGGGAAUUGGACGCAGAUCUGGAGGAUCUGGGCGUGCCAAGGAAGGUCGUGUUGUCGGAUGUGACGCACGAGGAUGACAUGCAAGUACCAGAUAGGGAAAAGGGCGAGGGUUGGAUUGAUACCGAUGAGGGAGAACGGGAAUUGCGACGGAUUCCGUAUCUUGCCCGUUUGCGGAAUCAAAGUCUGCAGCCGUUGCAGGAGUUAGCUCGGGAUGGGGUAGUAUUCGACUCGGUUUUGUUCUUGAAUGAUGUCGUAUUCACACCUGGGGAUGUGCUGGAAUUACUCGACACCAAUGGAGGCGACUAUGCCGCGGCAUGUUCGCUGGAUUUCUCAAGCCCGCCGUCAUAUUACGACACCUUUGCUCUUCGUGACUCGCAGGGCCACGGCCAUGUCACGCAUUCUUGGCCGUACUUCCGAUCCUCAACGUCCCGGCGGGCAAUGAAGGUCCUCGCUCCGGUACCGGUCUCUAGUUGCUGGAAUGGAAUGGUGGCCAUGCCAACCCUCCCCUUUUAUGAGCAUCUCCGCUUCCGGGGGAUCUCCGAUUCCUUGGCCCAAUCGCAUCUCGAAGGCUCCGAGUGCUGUCUUAUCCACGCCGACAAUCCCCUAGCGCUGCACCGCGAGACCUUUCUCAAUCCACGGGUCCGUGUGGGUUACCAUGGCGCCGCUUAUGACGCCGUACAUCCUGUCAAUGAAUGGCUCUCGCCAUGGCAGAUCUUCACGGGGCUGUGGGCGAAUCGGGUACUACGGUGGACGACUACCGAUGCGUUUAAGGAGUGGAGAGUGCGUAGUCGAGUCCGCCGGUGGGAAGAGAGUGAUGGGUACGGGGAGAACACUGAGCCGGGGGAAUUCUGUUUGAUAAAUGAGAUGCAUGUAUUGAAGCCGUGGGGAUGGGCACAUGCAUAG